This is a messenger RNA of Nilaparvata lugens (brown planthopper), 1997 nucleotides long. It is a transcript of the gene ScsbetaA, whose product is annotated as succinate--CoA ligase [ADP-forming] subunit beta, mitochondrial. The record is from RefSeq and is a predicted model, not a curated record. The transcript has 10 exons. Lineage: Eukaryota; Metazoa; Arthropoda; Insecta; Hemiptera; Delphacidae. Gene Ontology annotation, biological process: succinyl-CoA metabolic process; tricarboxylic acid cycle. Gene Ontology annotation, molecular function: ATP binding; metal ion binding; succinate-CoA ligase (ADP-forming) activity. Gene Ontology annotation, cellular component: mitochondrion; succinate-CoA ligase complex. The coding region runs from base 108 to 1460 and encodes 450 amino acids.
CAAAUGAUAUCAAGCCAGCAGAACAGCAGAAGACCUUGCUUGGGUGGUUUGGAAAGGGGUCUUACUUUUACUUCAAAUUCGUCAAAUUAUACUGUCAGGCAACCGAUAUGGCAACGAUUUUGGCUAGGAGUGUUCCUCUUAUCGAGAACUUAGCUAAAAGAAACUGUGUGAAGUUACUUGGAGCCACCACCCCGGCACCGUCUCAAAACGGUCAACAAACCCGUAACCUCAACGUUCAGGAACAUGUGAGCUACACUCUUCUGAAGGAAGCCGGAAUUCCGGUGCCCAACUUCGGAGUGGCCAAGAGCAAAGCGGAAGCCAAGGAGAUUGCCAAGAAGCUGAAUGUAAAGGACAUCGUUCUCAAGGCCCAGGUGCUGGCUGGAGGGCGUGGCAAGGGCGCCUUCAAGGGUGGACUUAAGGGCGGUGUCAGGAUGGUCUUCACACCAGAAGAAGCCGAAGAAUUCGCCGGUCAGAUGAUAGGUGACUUCCUUAUCACAAAGCAGACCGGAGCCAAAGGCCGAAUCUGUAACUCUGUCAUGGUAGCCGAACGCAAAUUCCCGCGCAAAGAGUACUAUUUCGCUGUCAUGAUGGAGCGAGCUUUUGCUGGUCCAGUCUUGAUCGCUUCAUCUCAAGGAGGAGUUAACAUCGAAGAGGUAGCAGCUGAAAACCCCCAGGCUAUUUUAUAUGAGCCCAUCAACAUCACUGAAGGUUUGAAGAAGGAGCAAGCCCUAGCGAUGGCCGAGAAAGUGGGGUUGGGGGACAAGAAGGAGCAGACGGCCGAUAUGCUGAUGCGGCUCUACGAUUUGUUCGUCAAGAAGGAUGCCCUCCUCAUUGAGGUCAAUCCUUAUGCUGAGGAUGCCUCAGGAAACUACUUCUGCCUGGACGCGAAGAUGCGUUUUGAUGACAACGCAGAUUUCAGACAGAAGGAACUGUUUGGGCUGCGCGAUUGGUCGCAGGAGGACUCCAAGGAGGUGGAGGCAGCCAAGUACCAGCUCAACUAUAUUGCUCUCGACGGUGACAUCGGUUGUAUGGUGAACGGAGCCGGGCUUGCAAUGGCCACCAUGGACAUAAUUAAACUGCAUGGCGGUGAGCCCGCCAACUUCCUCGAUGUGGGGGGUGGAGCCACGGCUCAGGCUGUCAAGGAAGCUUUCAAGAUUAUCACAUCUGAUCCCAAGGUAUACGCACUGAUGGUGAACAUUUUCGGUGGUAUCAUGAGGUGUGACGUCAUCGCAGAGGGUAUCAUUGCCGCUGCUAAGGAGCUGGACCUCAAAAUUCCCAUCAUCUGUCGGUUGCAGGGAACCAACGUGGACGAUGCCAAAAUCCUGAUCGCUUCAUCUGGAAUGAAAAUCCUGCCGGUUGAUAACUUGGACGAGGCUGCGCGUCUGGCUGUCAAGCUGUCUUCCAUUGUGGGGUUGGCGCGUGCUGCUAAACUAGAUGUCAACUUUGAAAUGCCUCUCUAAACUGCCGUUAAAUCUAAGAUGCUGUAGAGAAUUCUCGUGAACAACGCCUAAGUAAAAGUUGGCUUUACUGUAAUUUCUCAUUAAAAUAUAGUAUUAAGAUUGUAAAGUAUUUAUUGCCGGUAUUAAUGUUACAAUUAUUAAUGUAUAAUUAUUUUAAAAAGCUCUCCGAGUGAACUAUAUCAGAAGCUUUAGUGUAAACCAAUAUUUCUCUCUAGAAACAAUUUAUGAUUUUAAUAUUUUUUUGUUUUUAUCAUUAGUUGCAAUUGAAUGAUUGAGAACAAUAUUGAAUUGUUUUUGGAAUAGUGGCAAUUGAAUUUUAUUUCUAAAGAAUUUAUUAUUGUAAUUUAUAGCACAUUUACAAAGUAAAGUUGUUCAAUUGUCGAUAUUGAAGAAAAGCACUGUAUUGUUGAACGAUUUUUGGAAAAAUCACUUCGUUUUUGUAAAUUAAUCAUGCAUAGCAUUGUUGUUGGUAUUCAAUUGUUACCAUUCAUAAGUCCCAAUGUGUGUAUUUGCAUUAAAAUAUGUGCAGAUCCAUGA